Molecule: messenger RNA, 1781 nt
Organism: Serinus canaria (Common canary)
Lineage: Eukaryota; Metazoa; Chordata; Aves; Passeriformes; Fringillidae
Gene: DMRT2
Product: doublesex and mab-3 related transcription factor 2
Exons: 4
Coding region: 116-1621 (501 amino acids)
Biological process (GO): regulation of transcription by RNA polymerase II; sex differentiation
Cellular component (GO): nucleus
Molecular function (GO): DNA-binding transcription factor activity, RNA polymerase II-specific; RNA polymerase II cis-regulatory region sequence-specific DNA binding
Source: RefSeq, a predicted model, not a curated record
GAUCGGGAGUUUCUUGUCUCCGACCGGUCUGGGGCCGCGGCCCUUGCGAACUGCGAGGAGCUGAGGGGCUGCGUGCCUCCUGCAGCACCUGCCUUUGCUAAGCCGCCGAGGAGCUAUGGCUGAGGAGCGCGCCGACUGGGAGAUCGACGUGGAGAGUCUGGAGGGGGAGCCGGACGAGGCACCCGGCGCUCCGCGCGGCAGCACCGGCCCGGAGGAGGAAGAGGAGGAAGAGGAGGAAGGCGAGGAGACGGCGGCGACUCCGCGGCGGGGCGAACCGCGGAAGCUGAGCCGCACGCCCAAGUGCGCCCGGUGCCGCAACCACGGCGUGGUGUCGUGCCUGAAGGGACACAAGCGGUUCUGCCGCUGGCGCGACUGCCAGUGCGCCAACUGCCUGCUGGUGGUGGAGCGGCAGCGCGUCAUGGCCGCCCAGGUGGCGCUCCGACGGCAGCAGGCCACCGAGGACAAGAAGGGACUGACGGGAAAGCAGGCAAGUCUGGAGCGCAAAGCCGUCUACCAGAGGCACGUCCGAACGCCCAGCCUCUUGGCCAAGAGCAUCCUGGAAGGUUACCGUCCUAUUCCAGCAGACUCUUAUCUGGGAGGGAAUACACCCUUGCCACCUCCUGUAAGUGACAGGAUGAGAAAGAGACGGGCUUUUGCUGAUAAGGAGCUGGAGAACAUUAUGCUAGAGAGAGAGUAUAAAGAGAGAGAUAUGAUGGAAGCUACACAAGCAGCUGCCCUUUUCCUCCCUAACCGUAUGGUGCGUGCAGCUGAAUACAAUUCGUAUAAAACAGCCUUCAACACUACUCAAGCUGAUAAUCCAAACAAAGAAUUUUCAAAUUUUUUGCCAACCUGCCUUGAUCUAACGAUGCAGUAUUCAGGACCUAGCAACAUGGAACUAAUUUCUUCAAAUGUCAGUGUAGCUACUACCUACAGGCAGUAUCCCCUGUCUUCUAGGUUCUUAGUGUGGCCAAAAUGUGGCCCCAUUAGUGAUGCUCUCCUCUACCAGCAAUGCCUGUUAAAUGCUACUGCUGUCCAAGCUCUUAAACCUGGGACAGGUUGGGAUGCCAGGGCCUCACAAAGUCAGGACUGUCCAAACACUGAGCAUGACAUCAUGCCUCCAAAACUGGAAAAUUCAUUUGUUUUGACUCACACGCGAGACCUUCAGCAGUCACGCAAUGAAAUACUGUGCCUUCAUCAGGAAGCUCGUGAGAGGUCAGCUUUCUCUCCUCCAAAAAGGACUUUUUCCCAAAUUUCUGAUAAGGGUUCUCUGUCUCCUCAGCAACAGGCAUUAAGCAAGAUCAGCAAAAACAGUACCAAACCCCCUCCGCCACUCAAGUACAGUGCAUUUCAGUCACUGUUCCAUCAGACAUUUCCUGACACUCCAACGGCAGAGUUAAGAAUGUCAUUUGUGAAGGAGACUUUUGAAGAUGCUUCUAAGAAAUACAGGGAGUGUGCUGUUAAAGAGAACCAAAAAUACAAGUUUACUGUAGACAAAUGUGCAAAAGACUUCUUUGGGGCCAAACAGGCCACAACAAAACUUUCAACAACUGAGCCACUGUCGUUUUCGGUUGAAUCCAUUCUUAAACGACCUUCUUCUGCUGUUACUAAUGUCUCUGAAUGAAUAAAAUUUACCUUCAGAGUAGAGAAGCUUUCUAAGCUUUGCCUUCUGCAGAAUUGUUCCUGCCUGCCUUAUCUCUUAAAAGCUUUUUAAAGAGGAAUUUCUGCAGUAAAUGGUAAUGCUUUCUUUUAUUUCAAAAUGAUGUACAUAAAUAUGCAUGUUU